UGUCGUGUCCUACCCAAGCAUCCUCUUUUGUCCGCAUAGGUUGGAAUUUUGACAUUUACCACCAGUCCAAGUCGUUGCUGUCCAAUCCAGACAUGGAUCAUGACAAGAGAGGUGACUGGGAAAAUUGGCUCAGAGAAUACCUGGAAGCUCCUGUAGAUGACAUCUACGAAUUGCCCAUAAUCCAGGACCUUGCGCUGGACAGGCUCGAUGACGAUGACAUUGAGCUCCAGAUACAGCGGCUGAUGCCUGCUGCUGCCGUCAAAAACAACUUUUGCGGCAAAUGCCGGGGACAGCUUGCGGACUGGCCGGCGCUAGGCUUGCAGGAAAAUCAAGUCACUACCGGCAGAGCCCUCGACACGAAGGAGGUGGAAGCUGCGAGUCGAAUGGGAUGCCACUUUUGCCAGUUCAUGCUCAGCGUUCUGUCGACGAGGUGUCUUUUACAAUUUCGCAUAAUUGAAGCGCGAUUAUCAUUCCUAGGGAAUGGGGCAACGGCAUCUCUUGGAAUAAAGCGGAAGAGCAGCGACAAGUGGGAAUGCUGGAUUAACUGGCCAGGAAGAUUUGCGACGGAGCCACCCGAACGUUGUGAUUGGAAAUCUAUUGUCGAAUUCCAAGAUGAAGGCACCGAGGUUAAAGAUGAAGAUGAAGAUGAAGUUGGCCAAUUUUUAUUUCUUCUGGCCGCGUGGAUGAAACAAUGCGAUGAGCGCCACAAAUGUGCCGUUCAGUACAAGGGCGAAUCCGAACUGCCCACCAGACUAAUAUCGGUCGACAAUGGCCUGAGACUGGUCACGACCAAAAGCCUCAGUUCCGGGCCCGUCAAGUACGCCACACUUAGCUAUUGCUGGGGCACAGACGACUUUAUAAAACUCGGGCAAAACAACCUCGAAUCCUUUCUGCAAGACAUCCCGGCCGACGGCUUGCCCCGAACCCUUCGAGAUGCCAUCGAAAUCGUGCAAAAGAUGGGCAUACCCUACAUCUGGAUCGACGCUUUGUGUAUCAUCCAGGAUGAGGACGACUACUCGGACUGGCUCAAAGAAUCGGUUCGGAUGCAUCAAAUAUACGGAGGUAGUUAUCUCAAUAUCGCCGCCACCUGUGCCAAAAGCGUGGACGAAGGCUUCUUCCACACGGGCGAUCGCAAACGCUUUGCAUUCCUGUCACGGUUUGACGAGCAUCACAGGAAGGGGGCGUAUUUAUUCUUUGUCGAGAACGCAGCUACCAACACCAUCAUCGACACCCACCUCAGCACAAGGGCCUGGGCUUUCCAGGAGAGGUUAUUGGCGCCCCGGACCGUUUAUUUUGGAGACCGCGGUAUGGCUUACGAGUGCAGAACCGACCUCAAGUUUGGGGAUUUACCUCUCCCCUUUGACAGCUGGAUGGCGGUAAAAGUUUUGCCACCAGACGAGCCGUACCCCUGGCAUCUGAUAGCCAUGAUUUAUUCCGAGGCACGCCUGACCCAUGGCUCAGAUUUCUUGCCCGCGCUGUCGGGAGUGGCAAAGAGGCAGCACGAAAUCACAAAGGACACAUACCUGGCGGGCAUGUGGAAGGAGGGCCUAGUAAGACAACUGUGCUGGUCUCGCGUAGAUGUCCUUCCGCGACCAGAGUGGCGAGCCCCGACCUGGUGCUGGGCGUCUGGCGAUGGCUGGAUGCUUUUCCAGAUAAACCUGCCAGCUGACGAGGGGAAAGCCCAUCACUCCGAGUAUCACGCCGAGGUUUUGGACGCCUGGACGAGGCCAGCAGACGGCGUCGAUCCGUUUGGGGCGGUUGUUGGUGGCGAGCUGACGCUGGCUUCUGCGUCCCUCAUCAAAGCAAACACGGUUGGGAUUAUCGAAAAGUCCGUCGUGGUGGGUUUCAGCACAAGCUCGGUCCGCGUGAGCAUCGAUAUGGAUUGCGAGAUUGAGGAAGCCCACGAGCCUAUAUACGUCCUCCCCAUGGUUUCGCAGACAGUCGAGGACGAGCAAGGCACGUUCCCAAAGCGACCAGAGAUCUAUGGCCUUGCGCUCCAGCGUUCUGGGCCCCGUCGAGGACACUUUCGUCGCGUCGGCAUCUUGCAAAUCACCAGCUGGAUGAUCAACAGUUGGAACUCCAGCCUCGAGGACCAAGAGCUCGAAGCUGCCUGCCGUGAGCUUGUCAGGAUUAUGCAAGAGGAUGGGCCCUUUGUGGCAAAGGAUAUGUGCGCCCGGACACGUGAGGCUGGCGACGGCAAGUGUUUUGUGUUUACGAUUGAGUGAAACGAGGUCUAGAUGCCAUGAUAGGCCCAUGGCUCCCCGCGACUAUGACUUUACUUCAGCUGUUCUUACAAGUGUGGAGACGACGUGCUGGUUGCCAUGUGUCCGGGCAUUUUGUGACUGGGUACGGCGCACCGGAUCGCGGGAAAUAUCACACUCCAAAUUGAGGGGACUCUGGGGCCGAGGAUUGUGGCUAUUGCCCUCGCCAGUUGACGGAAAAAGCAGCAACGUAAAAGUCGAUUGAGGAGCAAGCACGAAUGGAUGUAAUGAGUGGCAAUAAACACCAAGACAACCGAGGACCACCAGUACAAUUACCAGCAAGACUUGUAGGCAGAAGAAAAGAGACAAGGUCUCGAUGCAAACAGAAACGCACGACCGACGAGCAGCCGAAAGAAUACUGUCAAAUAUUGACCUAACAAACAACAGCUGGCGCAAUGUUAGAGUGAAUAGUAAAGACUGUGUUGGGGAACAAAUACAACAAAUAAAACUUCCUCUCCGCUAGGUUGUGGCCAUUCUAUCUAAGGUGGCCCAUUCAGCAUCCAACUCUUCCGACAUAAUCGAUACAGGUAGAUCUACAGAUUAAAACCGCUUCGUUCUUCAACCGUCCGGUAGGCCUCCAACCACCCAGCCACCUCGACUUGACAGUCCGCUUCUCUGCUCCCGUCUCCGUGCUAACAAAUGAAAUGCCGCCCCC
Pyricularia oryzae 70-15 is the source of this 2916-nucleotide messenger RNA. RefSeq lists its product as uncharacterized. Lineage: Eukaryota; Fungi; Ascomycota; Sordariomycetes; Magnaporthales; Pyriculariaceae. The transcript has 2 exons. The coding region runs from base 93 to 2225 and encodes 710 amino acids. The record is from RefSeq and is a predicted model, not a curated record.